GGGCCGCUAAAGUACUAAUUUAAACCUCGUUAGCACAUGAGGAGUUGAUAAGUUUUUGUGAUUGUGAGUGAUAGUUACAAAAAUGUGGCUUGUUGGGUUGCCAAGAAUUUGCAAAGGAAACUUGCCCAGAAGCAGAAUAUUGCAAAACAUGAAUCUUGUUAGUGUCAAGUUAUUUGGCUUUUCUUAUACGGGAAGACCCUUAGAAAGAUCCAAAGCUUGUGCAGACUAUUCUACUCUUGCAGAAGUUAAUGAUAACAUUGAUAAGGGUACUGGAAAAAUGACAUUAGCGAAGGAUUUGGCUUUUGUUGUUGAGGAAUCCUCCAAAGCUGAUGAGAGAAAAGCAAAGAGUCGAAUGGAGCUUAAGAGGUCUCUUGAACUUCGUAUAAAAAAGAGGGUGAAGGAGCAAUAUUUUAAUGGAAAAUUUAAAGAUUUAAUGACAAAAGUGAUUGCAAAUCAAGAAACCCUUCAUGAUGCUUAUAAUUGUAUUCGGAUCAAUGCGAAUGUUGAUGUAGCAUUAGAUAAUGAUAACAUAUCUUUUGAAUCCAUGGAAAAAGAGCUCUCCAGUGGAUGUUUUGAUGUUGGUGGAAAUACUUUCUCUAUUGCAACAAAGGGUGCAAGAAAUGAAAUCCUUGUCCUUCCAAAGUUAAAGUUGAAAGUUGUUCAAGAGGCUAUUAGAAUAGUUUUGGAAGUUGUUUAUAGGCCCUACUUUUCCAAAAUAUCCCAUGGUUGUCGAAGUGGACGAGGUCAUCAUUCAGCAUUAAAAUACAUCAGCAAAGAUAUCUCUAACCCUGACUGGUGGUUUACGUUGAUCAUAAGCAGAAAGCUGGAUACCUGCAUCCUUAAUAAACUUAUCUCCAUAAUGGGGGAAAAAAUACAAGACCCCUGCUUAUUUGAUAUGAUCCAAGGCAUGUUUGAUGCCCAGGUACUCAAUAUGGAAUUUGGGGGUUACCUAAAAGGCCAUGGUCUUCCGCAAGAGGGAGUGUUGUCUCCUAUAUUAAUGAACAUAUACCUUGACGUUUUUGACCAUGAAUUGCACAGACUUUCAAUGAAAUAUGAAGCUUUGAAUCCAGAUGUCCAUUUUGGUGGAGAGCAGCUCCACUCCAAGUUACGCAGCUGGUUUAGGAGGCAGCUGAAAGGAAAUGAUAUUAAAAACAGCAGUAAGGAGGGUUCAAGAAUUCAUUCUUGUCGCUUCAUGGAUGAGUUAUUUUUUGCAGUUUCUGGAUCUAAAGAUGUUGCAAUUGAUUUCAAGUCUGAUGUUGUAAAUUACUUGCACAAUUGCUUGCACUUGGAUGUUGAUGGUGAAGCAGAAAUAUUACCUAGUGCUGGACCUAAAGCAAUUUGCUUUUUGGGCACUUUGAUUAGAAGAACUGUGAAAGAAAGUCCAGCUAUAAGGGCUGCCCACAAGUUGAAAGAGAAAGUCAAGUUGUUCGCUUCGCAGAAACAAGAAGCUUGGGAUGUUGGGACAGUUAGGAUUGGGAAGAAAUGGUUAGCUCAUGGUUUGAGAAAGGUUAAAGAGUCAGAGAUCAAACAUUUAGCUGAUAGAAGCUCCCUUUUGAACCAAAUUUCCUGUUUCCGCAAAGCUGGAAUGGAAACUGAUCAUUGGUACAAGUUCCUACUUAAAGUAUGGAUGAAAGACAUUAAAACCAAAGCAGCAGAGAGUGAGGAAUUUGUUUUGUCCAAGUAUGUUGCUGAGCCGGCUGUUCCACAAGAACUUAGAGAAUCCUUUUAUGAAUUUCAGAAGCAUGCAGAGGAAUAUGUUAAAUCUGAGACUGCAAUGACUCUUGCUCUUUUGCCAAACUCUAGCUCCUCCUCUGAAACCAUUAUGGAGAUCAUUGCUCCUGUUAAUGUCAUUAAGAAGCGUUUGUUACGAUAUGGAUUGAUCUCUUCCCAAGGUCACUCCCGUGCCAUUACUCAACUAAUUUUACAAGACAACAUCCAGAUCAUUGAUUGGUUUUCAGGUAUUGUUUGUCGUUGGCUUAGGUGGUUUAGUGAUUUCCAGAACUUUGCUGAGUUAGAGCUCAUAAUUAGGAAUCAAGUUAGGAAAUCUUGCAUUCGGACUUUAGCAGCAAAGUACCAAGUUCAUGAAAGUGCAAUAGAGAAACGUUUUGAUUUAGAACUGAGCAGGAUCCCUUCCACCCAAGAGGAAGAGCAAGAGAUGGAACAUGAGAAGCCUCACUCUCUAGCUUUUGAUAAUGAUGAGGCGCUGAUGUAUGGAAUUUCUUAUAGUGGCUUAUGUUUACUGUCAUUAAGUAGAAUGGUGAGUCAGUCACGGCCUUGCAGUUGUUUUGUUAUGGGUUGUCCAGCUGCAGCACCAAGUGUUUAUACUAUUCAUGUGAUGGAAAGACAGAAGUUCCCUGGAUGGAAGACAGGAUUUUCAACUUGUAUUCACCCCAGCUUGAAUAAAAGGCGAAUUGGAUUGUGUAAACAGCAUCUAAGGGAUUUAUAUGUGGGUCAAAUAUCCCUUCAAUCCAUUGAUUUUAGUUCAUGGAAAUGAAGUUGUUCAUUGCAAUGAACAGAAUAAGGUAUAAAAAUGAUAGAUGCCUGGCCAUUAACUAUCAUUUUUAAGAAACCAGGGAAGCUGGCAUCAAGGCUUUAAGGCCCAACAUUAAGAACCUCGUAAGGCAUGCUUUUUGAAGAGCCACAUGUAACCAUGUUUUGAACAUGCAGAAAGUGCUGGAAGCCAAAGAAGAUUCAUACUUUUUGUACAAAGGAGGGCGCUGUAUAGGGAUAAGCAUCAACAUAGCUGUUCGGGAUUGGCUGUUCCUUCAAAGUCAUAAGUUUUAUUUCUAUAUCAGUAGAGUGGACACCCUAAGCUGCAAAAACUGGAGAAAAAUUGAAACCUUAGGGGUGGCUGUUUUCAGUGUCCCAGCUUUGAAAGAUCAAACUGUGAGGAUGAUGAAGCCUAAAGGUUGCCUUGUUGGCCUAUUCACUAUCUGCACGCUGCUGAGCUGUUCCUUUGGUUGAGCAGGGGCAUGAUGUGUUCCUCACUCCCCCC
Populus euphratica (Euphrates poplar) is the source of this 2995-nucleotide messenger RNA. Its product is annotated as Intron maturase, type II family protein. The record is from RefSeq and is a predicted model, not a curated record. The coding region runs from base 83 to 2494 and encodes 803 amino acids. The transcript is spliced from 6 exons. Gene Ontology annotation, cellular component: mitochondrion. Gene Ontology annotation, molecular function: RNA-directed DNA polymerase activity. NCBI's taxonomy places the organism in Eukaryota, Viridiplantae, Streptophyta, Magnoliopsida, Malpighiales, Salicaceae. Gene Ontology annotation, biological process: mitochondrial mRNA processing; homing of group II introns.